Molecule: messenger RNA, 1042 nt
Organism: Quercus lobata
Lineage: Eukaryota; Viridiplantae; Streptophyta; Magnoliopsida; Fagales; Fagaceae
Product: auxin-responsive protein IAA31-like
Exons: 4
Coding region: 296-868 (190 amino acids)
Biological process (GO): regulation of DNA-templated transcription
Cellular component (GO): nucleus
Source: RefSeq, a predicted model, not a curated record
CACAAAAGAAAAGAAGCAAAAGGUUAGAUAAUAGAGUGAAAGCCACGUCACUAGCGUAUGCAGCGUGGACAUGUCGGCCACCCUCAAGGCAAAUCAAACCGACGAGAGUUUGUCGAAACUCUGACUUCCUUGUCCCUUCUCUCCUCUCCUCUUUCUUCUCUCUCUUAUGAGUGUAUCUAUCUAUGCAUAUAAAGACAGAGGGACUAAGGUGGCGGUCUUUCAACACAGCAAGCUACUCUCUAUUUCACCGUUUCAAUUAAUCAUCAUCAUUAUCAAUCUCAAUUCUCAAUUGUAGAUGGGAAUUACAUCAGAACAACAUUCAUCAGCUUCUUCCAUAGACAGCAGCAGCGACCCUUCUGCAGCAGCUGCCACAUCUUCUUCUUCUUUCUGUGCUCCAAUUCAAAGCAAUAACAGCGCAAGAUUUGAUUUGAGCACAGACCUCAGACUUGGUCUAAGCAUCUCAUCCUCUUAUUACAAUGACCUCUUUACCACGCCAACAACGACAACAAGAGAGCAACCACUAAGCUGGCCACCAAUCAGAUCGAUAUUGAGGAGUGCACAUUUGGAGAAAGCACUUGAUCACAAGCAUGCCUCCUUAUUUAUCAAGAUAUACAUGGAAGGCAUUCCGAUUGGUAGAAAAUUGAAUCUUUUUGCACAAGAUGGCUAUGAUAGUCUCAUAACAACUAUUGCCCAUAUGUUCCCCACCACCAUUCUUUGCCCAGGUGCUGAUCGAGUUCACUCUGAUAAAUAUCAUGUCUUGACCUAUGAAGAUAAAGAAGGGGAUUGGAUGAUGGUUGGAGAUGUGCCAUGGGAGAUGUUCUUAAACAAUGUGAAAAGACUAAAGAUCACCAGAGCGGACAGAUGCUAGCAGCUAGAAUAGUUGUUCUUCACUGUAUACAGUCCUUUUCUCUUUGUGUAUGCAAUUUUGUAUAGUUCCUGCUCGUAUUGACACACUCAAAUACAGUAUGGAGUAUAUGCCCAAGAUUACAGAUAUGUACAGCCUUUUCUUACAAAAACUAUAUAUAUCAACAUUAUUAUCUCA